Molecule: messenger RNA, 1703 nt
Organism: Juglans microcarpa x Juglans regia
Lineage: Eukaryota; Viridiplantae; Streptophyta; Magnoliopsida; Fagales; Juglandaceae
Product: probable inactive patatin-like protein 9
Exons: 2
Coding region: 360-1532 (390 amino acids)
Biological process (GO): lipid metabolic process
Source: RefSeq, a predicted model, not a curated record
UAUCCUUCACUCCACUGCCCUGUUUGUUUUCACUCUCAGAGCACACAGACUCAAGUGUGCGCCAGAAACCAGAAUCUCCACCCUCAAACCCAGAGAGAUUUGGAGAGAGAGAGAGAGAGCGGGUGUGAUUCAUCCAUGCAUUAAUGGCUCUCAGUUGCAAAGCGUGAUUGCCCUUUCCCUCCCUUUUCUCCUCAUUUCCUUCUCCCGCAGACACAUUCUUUAACAGCAGCAGAAUCACAAUUAAAACCCACCCUCUUCUGUGACCCUGAUACCUUAUUUUCCUUUUCUUUUCAAUAUUUUUUUUUUUCUUUCUAUCUAAAGAGCUGCACAUACAUAGAGAGAGACGUCGAUAUAGAGGAAUGGAGCUCAGCAAGGUAACGCUGGAGAUCUUCUCCAAGCUGGAGCAGAAAUGGCUCUCUCACUGCGAGCACACCAAGAAGACUCGUAUUCUUAGCAUCGACGGCGGUGGAACUACUGGCAUUGUCUCCGGUGCAUCCCUUAUUCGCCUCGAGGAUCAGAUCCGCCUCAACACCGGCGAUCCUCAAGCCCGAAUCGCAGAUUUUUUCGACCUCAUUGCCGGUACUGGCAUCGGCGCCCUCCUCGCUGCCAUGCUUUCCGCCGACGACGGUACCGGCCGCCCUCUGUUUUCCGCCAGAGACGCCGUUAACCUGAUCUCUGCCAGAAACUCUGAACUCUUCAAACUCAGGCUUGCGGGAUUAUUCCGCCGGCGCCGGAGAUACUCCGGUAAGAGCAUGGACAAGGUGCUCAAGGAAGUGUUCAAGAGAGAAGACGGCACGGUCUUGACCUUGAAGGACACGUGUAAGCCUAUCCUCAUUCCUUGCUUCGACCUCAAGAGCUCGGCACCCUUCGUUUUCUCCAGAGCCGACGCGUCCGAGUCGCAGAGCUUCAACUUUGAGCUCUGGAAGGUGUGCCGUGCCACAUCAGCCACACCGAGCCUCUUCAAACCGUUUAAUCUGACAUCCGUUGACGGAAAGACUUCAUGCUCCGCCGUAGACGGCGGCCUCGUGAUGAACAACCCGACGGCAGCGGCCGUCACCCACGUGCUCCACAACAAGCGCGACUUCCCUUCCGUAAACGGCGUCGAGGAUCUGUUGGUCCUUUCGCUAGGUAACGGCCCGUCGAGUGGUGCUGGCUGUGGACAGAAAGUAGUCCGUUAUAACGGUGAGUGCUCGACGUCUUCGGUGGUUGACAUUGUGCUUGAUGGAGUUUCCGAGACAAUUGACCAGAUGUUGGGGAACGCCUUCUGCUGGAAUAGUACGGACUACGUGAGAAUUCAGGCGAACGGUUUGUUAAGGGAAGAAGUGAUGGGUCCGAGAAUGGAGGAGCAGGAGGAGGUGCUGAAAGAGAAGGGGGUGGAAUCGUUACCGUUUGGCGGGAAGCGGUUGCUGACGGAGACUAACGGGCAGAGGAUCGAGAACUUGGUACAACGGCUUGUUGCAUCGCGAAAGAACAGCAUUCCGCCCAGUCCCUGCAAGGAAUCCGCCGUUAGCCCCCUCGCUACUGGCCGUUAGUUAGGUUGUUUUUUCUUUUUCUUUUUUUUUGGUUCUCUAUUUAUUUUUAUUUUUUUGUUUUUGUUUUUCUGUGUUUUGUUAGAGACAUUGGAACCAACCUCAGGUUCAGUCAAUGUUUCGGAGUGAAAUAGCAGUUAAUAAUAACCUUUUCAGUUUAUUUUCUCUAUGGCU